CUCGUCUUUCGGGCAUUUUCCCAGCCAGGAGCUCAGCAAGGCGCCCGGUCCCCAGGAAUCCUGCAGCUGGGAGGCGAUGGAGGGGGUCCGGUCCUGAGACCCUGCGUGCAGCUGGCGGGAGCGGCCCUGGGACAGCAAGAUGACCACGGAACACAGGGAUGUCCUGGUGCUGCUGCCCACGCGGGAGCAGCUGCGGCUGGUUGUGGGGGUGCAGGCCACCGGACGCGAGCUCUUCCAGCAGGUGUGCGACCUGACAAGCAUCCGGGAUGCCCACUUCUUUGGCCUCAGCGUGGUCAGAAACAACGAGUAUGUAUUUAUGGAUUUGGAGCAGAAGCUCAGCAAAUACUUCUCAAAGGACUGGAAGAGAGAAAUGCAUCAAGGAAAUGGGAGAUCCGGUGCCCCCUUCGUGGCCUUCCUCAGAGUGCAAUACUACGUGGAAAAUGGAAGGCUCAUAAGGGACAAGAGGGCCAGGCACCUGUACUACUGCCACCUGAAGGAGCGGGUGCUGAGGUCCCAGUGUGCCCACCGGGAGGAGGCCUACUUCCUGCUGGCCGCCUACGGGCUGCAGGCCGACCUGGGCAACCACCGGGAGCCGGCCCACAUCGGGAGGUACUUCGAGCCACACGCCUACUUCCCGCAGUGGAUCAUCAGCAGGAGGGGCAGCGCCUACAUCCUCAGGCACGCGCCCGCCAUGCACCGCGAGCAGCGGGGCCUGAGCCCCAAGGAGGCCGUGCUGCGCUUCAUCAGGGAGGCCUGCCGGCUCGAGGACGUGCCCGUCCACUUCUUCAGGCUAUACAAGGAUAAGAAGGAAGAAUGGCCUACGAUUGUGCUGGGGCUGACCCUGAAAGGAAUGCACGUCUAUCAGGGGAAGAAGUUCGAGAUCCGGCUGGACGGCCUGCCCUCGGCCCGGAAGCUUGUGUACUACACGGGCUGCGCCUCGCGCUCCCGCCACCUGCUUCAGCUGCUCAGCACCAGCCAUCAGCUGCACCUCACCCUGCAGCCUGUUCUGCGACGGCUGCGGCAGCUGGAGGAGGCCGAAGAGAAGAAGUGCUACCGGGAGUCCUACAUCAGUGACUCGCUGGAGAUGGAGACGGAGCUGGACCCAGCUGGCGGGGGCCCCCCUGGAUCCCUUGGCAGCGGGGACAGCGGGAACAGUAGGCAGCGUCCCCCCCACCGCCUCUCGCUCCUCUGGGCCAACAGCCACGGCAGCUCCCACACGUCGGGCAUGGAGGCCGAAUCGCGGCCUGUGGAGCCCCGGGAGAUGUCGGUGGACGAGCCCCUGGUGGUCGAGGCGUUGGGCGGGGAGGUGCUGUCCUGCAGCUCCAGCGCCAGCCACAGCAGCAGCGGCACGGACGGUGGCGGGCCCAAGGGCGACACCCGGGACCAGGGGGACGCCUCUUGCCAGGAGCCCCUGUCGGUGGUGCAGGUAACCCUGCUCAGGAUGAGGGGCCGGAGCACCGAGGCCCUGCACCAGGUACGACCCCCACCCACCCCGCUGUGGGCCAGGCAGCCCCAGGUCCCUAAGGCGGAGGACCGGCCCCGCCGCAGUGUGGACGACGCGCGCCCGCUCGGCGACCAGCGCCCCACGCCCGCCCCGCGCAGCCGCCCCUUGGGGCCCGCGACGCCGCGCGGAUGGACGUCCACGAACUGCCUCUCCCUGCACCUGCUCGGGCACGACCAGCUCCCGCAGGAGUUCGUGGUGUAGGCGCCUCGCCGCGCGGCUCCACCCACGAGGGGCUGCAUCUACAGUGCACGGCUCC
Molecule: messenger RNA, 1760 nt
Organism: Ceratotherium simum simum (southern white rhinoceros)
Lineage: Eukaryota; Metazoa; Chordata; Mammalia; Perissodactyla; Rhinocerotidae
Source: RefSeq, a predicted model, not a curated record